Molecule: messenger RNA, 1320 nt
Organism: Aphanomyces astaci
Lineage: Eukaryota; Oomycota; Saprolegniomycetes; Saprolegniales; Verrucalvaceae
Exons: 1
Coding region: 27-1253 (408 amino acids)
Cellular component (GO): membrane
Molecular function (GO): transmembrane transporter activity
Source: RefSeq, a predicted model, not a curated record
CGAAUCUUCAUUGGACAUUUCACGACAUGGGGCUCGCUGACGACCAACUGUGGCCAGCCAAGGCCAUGUAUGGCAUCAACAACUUUGCACUCAGCACGGUCCUGAACUUUCUUCCCGUCUUCUUCAACACGUACUUCGACAAGCUCCAGAUCGGCAUCCUCGCUGCCAUUCCUUGCGUGUGUUCGGUGGUGGCGCCGCCACUUUGGGGGGCGAUGGCAGACGUGUUGCACCAGCAGCGGUGGGUGCACAUCUUCUGCAUCUUGUCAGGCACACUCUUGAUGUUCUUGAUCGAGUUCUCCAUAUCGAACUUCUACCUCACGUGCGUUGUCGUGUUUGUGGCCAAUUUUCAAACCAACCCGACAGGAUCCCUCCUGGAUCAAGCGGUCAUGGCCCUCCUGCAUCGCGUGGGCGGCGAAUACGGCAAGCAGCGUCUCUUUGGCGCAGUAGGGUGGGGCGUCGGGGCCUUCCUCACUGGGCUGGUGGUCAACACAUAUGGAAUAUCCUGGGCCUUCAACCUCCACUUGAUCUUUUGCGUUCCCACGCUGUGCGUGUUGAACUUGAUUCCACCGGCGGACCCCAAGGACUCGACGUCGCAGGCACCGACGCUGUCGUUCUGGGAAGGCAUGCGACGUAUCGGGCAAAAGGCUGACGUCGUGCUCCUCCUCGUAGUCGUGUUCUUGAUCGGACUCAUGUUUGGCGUCGUGUCUUCGUUCCUCACGCUCAACUUGUACGAACUGUCCAACCACUCGACCGCCGUCGUGGGUACGGCCAUCUGGUUCGAGACCCUGUCGGAACUCCCGGCGUUUUACUUUGCCGACGCCGUCCUCAAGCGCCUCGGCAUCCUGAACGUGCUUCUCCUGUCCAUCCUCGGCUACGGCGUCCGCAUCUCGUACUACGCCGUCAUGACCAACGCAUGGAGCGCGCUGCCCUUUGAACUUCUGCAUGGCGCGACAUUUUCACUGGCAUGGGCCGCCUGCACGCAGUACAUCUAUGACGCCGCCCCCCCAGGCACUGAAGGCACGAUGAUGGGCCUCCUCAACGCCGUGCUCAAUGGAUUGGGGCGGGGCACAGGCACCUUGCUGGGUGGGUACCUCUACGAACAUUACGGCGCCAGCUUCAUGUGGUUUGCCGCGGAUUUGGGGGUCCCGGUAGCCCUCGUGGGCCUGUUUCUGUUCUCGCGCACCAUGCCUAAUCAACAGCCUCUACCACCGACGCUACACUCAACCACAUCGAUUGACGUCAAGGCUGAAUAGUAGGGAGAUGUAGUACUACUACUUUUGAUGACCAAUCUUUCAAUAAAUGCAUUCGCUGCCUUGCUCA